Etheostoma cragini (Arkansas darter) is the source of this 1136-nucleotide messenger RNA. It is a transcript of the gene mcfd2, whose product is annotated as multiple coagulation factor deficiency 2, ER cargo receptor complex subunit. Lineage: Eukaryota; Metazoa; Chordata; Actinopteri; Perciformes; Percidae. Gene Ontology annotation, molecular function: calcium ion binding. The record is from RefSeq and is a predicted model, not a curated record. Bases 119 to 601 code for a protein of 160 amino acids. The transcript has 4 exons.
CAGCUACGGCAAGCCACUUGGUCCUUAAAGGUAGUGAUUGAUCGUUGUUGCCAGCCAACGAGCAAAACAUAACUGUCCACGAGUCAAGUGAAGAUAGUCGAGUGAUAAAUAAUUCAGAAUGAGCAGCGGCAGGUGUAGCGUGCAGUGGGGGGGCCUGCUCCUCCUCCUGUCCUGCUGUCUGCUGUGUGUUGACUCUCAGGUGGAGCCCCAGCAGCAGCAGCAGCACACGCUGCCGGUCAUAGAGCGCGCAGCCUCCGUAUCCGGCCACGGUCACGGCCGCCUGGACCGAAACAUGGUCCAGGACAAAGACCACAUCAUGGAGCAUUUAGAGGGAAUGAUAGACAAACCAGAGAAAGAAAUGACACCCCAGGAGCUUCAGCUGCACUAUUUCAAGAUGCACGAUUAUGAUGGCAACAACCUGUUGGAUGGGCUAGAGCUAGCCACAGCUAUCACACAUGUACACAGAGAGGAGAGAGGAGAGAACAGCCAGCCGUUGAAAGAGGACGACCUCAUCAGCCUCAUUGAUGACGUUCUGAGGGACGAUGACAAGAACAAUGACGGGUACAUAGAUUACGCAGAGUUCGCCAAAUCACUGGAGUAAGAUGUCACCCGAGAACUUACACGCUUCACACCCACAUCAACAAAUCUGCAGAGAGAAAUCUUCUCUCUCGCAGGCGACCAGUCAGGGUUAUUAAUAAUUGAAUUAAGGUUCGGGGGAUUUUUCUACUUUCUAAGCGUGUGAUGCAUUGGGUUUUUUCACGUGAGGUCCAAGCUGGUAGCAGAAAAACUAGGAAUGCCAGUAAUGUAAUAAGCAACUGAAAAAAGAUGAAAACAAAAUGGCCUUGUGGUUAGUUUGGUUCUGGUAUUCGCCUUUUUCUUAAGGGUCAGUUCACCAAAUAUCACAUUUUUUUUCCUACUUAGCCCCUCAUGGUAUCUAACCAUGGAUGUAUACCUUGACUUCUUUUUGAAGUUUAGACAUCUCUGCGGUGACUUCUACCAAAAGGCCUAAUAAAUAAAAGCCCAAAACCUUUAUUGGGAGCUAGGACAGAACUAGGACAGGAGGUCUCAGUGCCAGGUAUCAUGGCAAAUAAAACCCAAUCCAUCUGCAUAGCUACCGAAGGGGAAAGUCAGGAAUA